ACAGCCAUAAAGUCAUAAUCCGCGCCCAUUUCUACAAUUUAUCUUCUUCAAAUGUGGUUUUAAAUCUAACCACACUGCAAACCUUAUGCCUAACACUAAAUGAGGACCAAAAAGCUUAUGUUUUUUUUCCAUACAUUUUUACGAAAUAGCCCAUUUUGACUUUGUAGCUGUGGUAACUAGUGGAAACCGAGUGCGCAAACAAACGAAAAGAGAGAGAGAGAGAGAGAGAGAGGAACCAUAGUUGGGGGAGCAUCUAUUUAUCCUCCGAGGAAUGUCUGAAAUCUUCGAGGCGAUGGGGACUGUUCUCCGGAUUAUUCUCUGCAUGGAUCAUACUACGGGUUAUUUCACUCUGUCGGUAUCGGUAUGAUGAAUGUAAAGUUGGAUUACGGAAGUAUGGAGAGGAGGAAGAGCCUGUUUACCUGGCUGGUACUCUUCACGAUGCAGUUCAGCCGGAGUUCACAGCAAGUACUCAGAAUAGGUGGUAUCUUUGAGACUCGUGAGAGUGAGUUGGUGAGUGUAGAGGAGUUGGCCUUUAAGUUUGCAGUGAGCAACAUCAACAGGAACCGGACCUUAAUGCCCAACACCACUCUGACCUACGACAUCCAGAGGAUCAACCUCUUCGACAGUUUCGAGGGCUCCAGGAGAGUGUGUGACCAGUUGGCUCUGGGCGUCUCGGCAGUGUUUGGUCCGUCCCACAGCUCCUCAGUCAGUGCUGUCCAGUCCAUCUGUAACGCCCUGGAGGUCCCCCACAUCCAGACGCGCUGGAAACACCCGUCAGUGGACAACAGAGACACAUUUUACAUCAAUCUCUACCCAGAAUACACUGCGAUCUCCAGAGCCAUACUGGACAUAGUGACCUUCUUCAAGUGGAAGAGCCUAACGGUGGUCUACGAGGAUAGCACAGGUCUGAUGCGAAUGCAGGAGUUGAUCAAGGCUCCGUCUAAGUUGAACCUGAAGAUCAGGAUCCGGCAGCUUCCACCUGGAGAGAUUGACGCCAGACCUCUUCUGAAGGAGAUGAAGAAAGACAAAGAGUUCUACAUCUUGUUUGACUGCUCCUACCGGACCUCCGCAGAGAUACUCAAACAGCUCUCGUCGAUGGGAAUGAUGACAGAGUACCAUCAUUUCUUCUUCACUACAUUGGAUCUGUUUGCGUUAGACCUGGAGCCAUACCGCUACAGUGGGGUGAAUAUGACAGGUUUCAGGCUGUUGAAUAUAGACGACCCGUAUGUAGCUUCCACCAUGGAGAAGUGGUCUCUGGAGAGGCUUCAGGCUCCACCUAAACAUGAGAGUGGAUUAAUGGAUGGAGUUAUGACGACGGAGGCGGCGUUGAUGUAUGACGCGGUUUUCAUGGUUGCCGUGGCGUCACAGCGAGCCACUCAGAUGACGGUCAGCUCCCUGCAGUGUCACCGACACAAACCCUGGCGCUUUGGACCGCGCUUCAUGAACCUUUUCAAAGAGGCCCAGUGGGAUGGUCUGACAGGUCAUAUAGUCCUAAAUAAGACAGAUGGUCUGAGGAGAGACUUUGACUUGGACAUCAUCAGUCUGAAGGAAGAUGGUACAGCCAGGAUUGCGGUGUGGAACUCCUACACGGGCUUGAACCUUACAGAGACCAGCAGGGAUAAAACCAACAAUGUGACUGACUCUAUGGCCAACAGGACACUGAUCGUUACUACUAUACUGGAAAACCCUUAUGUGAUGUUUAAGAAGUCAGACAAGGAGCUGUCCGGUAACGACCGGUUUGAGGGCUACUGCCUGGACCUGCUGAAGGAGCUGUCCAACAUCCUGGGGUUCACCUACGAGGUCAAACUGGUGUCUGAUGGGAAGUAUGGCGCUCAAAACGAUAAGGGGGAAUGGAACGGCAUGGUCCGAGAGCUCAUCGACCACAUAGCUGAUCUGGCAGUAGCCCCUCUGACCAUCACCUACGUGAGAGAGAAGGUGAUAGACUUCUCUAAGCCCUUCAUGACUCUGGGCAUCAGUAUCCUGUACAGAAAACCCAACGGCACCAACCCCGGAGUGUUCUCCUUCCUCAACCCACUGUCUCCUGACAUCUGGAUGUAUGUACUGCUGGCCUGCACUGGAGUGAGCUGUGUCCUGUUUGUCAUCGCCAGGUUUACACCCUAUGAGUGGUACAACCCACACCCCUGCAACCCCUCAUCAGAGUUGCUAGAGAAUAAUUUCACCUUACUCAAUAGUUUCUGGUUUGGAGUGGGAGCUCUCAUGCAGCAAGGGUCAGAGUUGAUGCCUAAGGCCUACUCCACCCGUAUAGUAGGAGGCAUCUGGUGGUUCUUCACCCUGAUUAUCAUCUCCUCCUACACGGCCAACCUGGCUGCCUUCCUCACCGUGGAGAGGAUGGACGCCCCCAUCGACUCCGCUGACGACCUGGCUAAACAAACCCGUAUAGAAUACGGCUCAGUCAGGGACGGGUCUACCAUGACCUUCUUCAAGAAAUCUAAGAUCUCCACCUAUGAGAAGAUGUGGGCGUUUAUGAGCAGCAGGAAGAACACAGCUCUGGUGAAGAACAACCGAGAGGGGAUCACCAGGGUCCUGACUACAGACUACGCUAUGUUGAUGGAGUCUACCAGCAUAGAGUACAUCAGUCAGAGGAACUGUAACCUCACGCAGAUCGGAGGACUCAUAGACUCCAAGGGCUACGGAGUGGGCACACCAAUAGGCUCCCCUUACAGAGACAAGGUGACUAUCGCCAUCCUGCAGCUGCAGGAAGAAGGGAAGCUCCACAUGAUGAAGGAGAAAUGGUGGAGAGGGAACGGUUGUCCUGAGGAGGACAACAAAGAAGCCAGCGCGUUGGGCGUGGAGAACAUCGGCGGUAUCUUCAUCGUCCUGGCGGCCGGACUCGUCCUGUCUGUGUUCGUAGCCAUCGGAGAGUUCAUCUACAAGGCCAGGAAGAACUCUGACAUAGAGGAGGCCUUUUGUUUCUUCUACGGGGUUCAGUCCCGCCAGUUCCAGCGUCGUGACAGCGCCUCCUCCUCCUCUGCCACCUCUCUGUCCACUGACCUGGAGAGCGGUCGGCUGCUGGGAGACGAUGAUGACAUAGAGUAGCCUCCCCCCCCCCCCCCAGCCCUGCCCAGGCUAGCCUCCGCCACACACACGCUAGAAGUUUAGUGUGUCUCUUUUAGCUCUGUCAUGGAGGAGCUGGGUAUCUCCCUGCGCUGUCACAAAACCAUCAGGCGAAGGUCACGACCCCGAGGACG
Salvelinus fontinalis (brook trout) is the source of this 3209-nucleotide messenger RNA. It is a transcript of the gene grik1a, whose product is annotated as glutamate receptor, ionotropic, kainate 1a. NCBI's taxonomy places the organism in Eukaryota, Metazoa, Chordata, Actinopteri, Salmoniformes, Salmonidae. Gene Ontology annotation, cellular component: plasma membrane; postsynaptic membrane; kainate selective glutamate receptor complex. The transcript is spliced from 18 exons. Gene Ontology annotation, biological process: modulation of chemical synaptic transmission; synaptic transmission, glutamatergic; monoatomic ion transport. The record is from RefSeq and is a predicted model, not a curated record. The coding region runs from base 364 to 3057 and encodes 897 amino acids. Gene Ontology annotation, molecular function: kainate selective glutamate receptor activity; transmitter-gated monoatomic ion channel activity involved in regulation of postsynaptic membrane potential.